AUGAGGAGUUCAUGGGCUGAUUCAGUUGAGAAUGUGCCAUCUGAUAAUGCUGGGACUAGUGGUGGAAGUGGAGUUUCUGGCAGACAAAAUUAUGUACCACCUCACCUUAGGAACAAUGCACCGGCAGCCAAAACCCCAGCUCCCUCACAUAGUGCCCCAAUAUUUACUAAUGACAGGUCAGGUUAUAGUGGACCAGGAAGUGGGUCAAGGUGGGGUGGUCCUAGGCAAGGCUACGGUGGUGGUGGUCGCGGUGGGAGUGGCUGGGGCAGCAGAGGUGGUGGCCGGGGUAGAGAGCAGGAAGUGAACCCUUUUGGUAAUGAUGAUAUUGAUGGUGCUGCAGAAACUGCCAAUCCACAGGAAACUACUGGUAUUAAUUUUGAUGCUUAUGAGGAUAUUCCUGUAGAAACAAGUGGGGAUAAUGUGCCACCUCCUGUGAAUACAUUUGCGGAGAUAGACUUGGGGGAUGCCCUAAACCUGAAUAUUAGGAGGUGCAAAUAUGUUAAACCAACUCCUGUGCAACGUCAUGCAAUCCCCAUUUCUCUAGCUGGACGAGAUCUGAUGGCUUGUGCUCAGACUGGGUCUGGAAAGACAGCUGCUUUUUGUUUCCCAAUUAUUAGUGGAAUCAUGAAAGGGAAUGCUCUGCAGAGACCGCGUGGAAUACGGACUGUUUUCCCACUUGCUCUAAUUCUUUCACCGACAAGAGAGCUUUCAAUGCAGAUUCAUGAGGAAGCUAAGAAGUUCUCCUAUCAAACUGGUGUGAGAGUUGUAGUUGUUUAUGGUGGGGCUCCAAUAACCCAACAGCUCAGGGAGCUAGAGAGAGGAGUUGAUAUUCUUGUGGCAACUCCUGGAAGAUUAGUUGAUUUGCUUGAGAGAGCAAAAGUCUCAUUGCAGAUGAUAAGAUAUUUGGCACUUGAUGAGGCUGAUCGUAUGCUGGAUAUGGGAUUUGAGCCUCAAAUCAGAAGAAUAGUGGAGGAAAUGGAUAUGCCCCCACCUGGCGAAAGGCAGACUAUGCUGUUCAGUGCCACAUUUCCAAGGGAGAUCCAGAGACUUGCAGCUGAUUUUCUCUCAAACUACAUAUUUUUGGCUGUUGGAAGGGUUGGUUCCAGUACCGAUUUGAUUGUUCAGAGAGUUGAACUUGUUCAAGACAAUGACAAGAGAAGCCAUCUGAUGGAUCUUCUUCAUGCACAGAAGGCAAAUGGAAUUCAUGGCAAGCAAGCUCUAACUUUGGUAUUUGUGGAAACAAAGAGGGGGGCGGAUGCAUUGGAGCAUUGGUUGUGCUCAAAUGGAUUUCCUGCAACUGCCAUUCACGGUGAUAGAACACAACAGGAAAGAGAGCAGGCAUUAAGGGCGUUUAAGAGAGGGGAUGCACCCAUUUUAGUUGCAACUGAUGUGGCAUCCCGUGGUCUUGAUAUUCCUCAUGUUGCUCAUGUCAUCAAUUUUGACCUCCCUAACGACAUAGAUGAUUAUGUGCACCGGAUAGGAAGGACAGGGCGUGCUGGCAAUACAGGAUUGGCAACAGCCUUUUUUAAUGAAAAUAAUGUGUCGUUGGCCAAAGCAUUGGCGGAACUGAUGCAAGAAGCUAACCAAGAGGUACCUGAUUGGUUGACCCGCUAUGCUAGCCGUUCAUAUGGGGGAGGUAGAAGCAAGCGGUCUGGUGGGGGCCGUUUUGGUGGCCGUGACUUUAGAAGGGAUUCCUCAUUUGGAAGAGGCAGGAGUGGUGGAGAUUAUUAUGGCGGAGGUGGCUAUGGCGGUGGCUAUGGAAAUUCUAGUGGGGGAGUUAACUAUGGCGGUGGUGGUGGUUAUGGCAAUUCUAGUGGCGGAGGAUAUGGCGGUGGUUAUGGCAACUCUAGUGGGGGAGGAUAUGGUUCUGGAAGUGCGUGGGACUAACUAAUGUGUCCCCAUGGGAUUGGGAUUUUAGAUUUUCAGUGGUGGGUAUCAAUGCAAAAAUGUGGUUGACUGAGUUUCUUGUCUUAACGUUAGAUACAUUAUUUGAAUGUGAUCCAUCCAUCCAUCCUGUUGAGGAUAAAGCCCAGAUUUUGUCAUGCCCAGUUAUUUAAGACUACUAACCACCAGAGUUUUUUUUUUUUAGUUCCCAGAGUUACUUCCCGAGUUUGUAUACAUAUUAUUACAUGCUAAUGCUAUACAAUACAAUGAUGAAAUCAGCUUCUUGAUGCCA
Messenger RNA from Ipomoea triloba (trilobed morning glory), 2176 nucleotides. Its product is annotated as DEAD-box ATP-dependent RNA helicase 37-like. Lineage: Eukaryota; Viridiplantae; Streptophyta; Magnoliopsida; Solanales; Convolvulaceae. Gene Ontology annotation, molecular function: RNA binding; ATP binding; RNA helicase activity. Gene Ontology annotation, cellular component: nucleus. The record is from RefSeq and is a predicted model, not a curated record. The transcript has 6 exons. The coding region runs from base 1 to 1887 and encodes 628 amino acids.